Messenger RNA from Mastomys coucha (southern multimammate mouse), 1680 nucleotides. RefSeq names its product translation initiation factor IF-2-like. Bases 1 to 966 code for a protein of 321 amino acids. The transcript is spliced from 3 exons. The record is from RefSeq and is a predicted model, not a curated record. Lineage: Eukaryota; Metazoa; Chordata; Mammalia; Rodentia; Muridae.
AUGAAACAGGCUAGCACGGAUGCACAAGUGCGGGUGUGCUGCCCUGGGGCUGGGGGCCACGACCGGCAGGGACCACACUCAGACCCAAGGUCGGGUCGGCAGCGCCCGGAGCGACCCGGCGCGACCACCUCGUCCGAGAGUCGGAAGGCAGAGAAGCGCGGAGGGUGUGCCCAGGCUGCAGCUGAGCUGGGGCGGGCGCGCCUCUCCCGCCGGCCGGGGCAGCGAAGGCGCAGCAGGCCCUUCAGCCGCCCGCCCUCCCGGCCGCGCCCCGCCCCGCCGCGCCCCGCCGCGCCCCGCCGCGCCCCGCCGCGCCCCUCACCCGCUCGCCCUCCGGUGGUCGCGUCCGCCCGCUCGCUCGCUCGCUCGCCUGCCCGCAGGCCGAUAGGAGUGCGCGCGCCCGAGACGCCGGCCAACGCAGGCCCGCGAAGCUCCGGUCCCGCCCUUUGUGACACCGCUCACCAAUCACCGACCAGCGCUGCCGGCGCCCUCCAAUCAGCCCGCGAGGGGCGGGGCCUAGCCUUCCGAGGCUGGCGGUUGCUCGGACGCCCGGGUCGCACCGGCAUUCAGGGAGGGUUGUCGGUUAGUAGAGGCCCGGAUGUUGACACUUUCUCACUGGAAGCAGGACCCAUCUGGGGCAAGGCAGGAGACGGGAGACGGGUCACAGGGGCCGAAGAGCCGGUGCCAGAGUGGAGUGCCUUGGCUGGGGCACUUCUAAGGUUCUUUGGGGACAGGAGGGUCUUUGGCAUUUGUCAGCUACUCAUGGCCUUUCCAGAGCCAAGGACACUUAAAAGGACAUCCAGGUGGUUCAGCUCAAGGGUUUUACUAGGUGGACUGCAGAGAAGGCCAUCAAAGCGCUCCCUCACAGUCAGCUUGGGAAAGUACCCUGGCCCUGAUCAGUCUUCUCCCACCUUCAUUAUCCUGAGACCUGAGCCACUAGUCUCCACAGCUUCAAGUCCUCAGUACUGAGGGGAACGGUAAGGUGAGGCCCUGGGCUUUUGUCAGACUCCUGCCCAUGAUCGGGCUUACAACUUCAGACUCUGUUGAGGACAAAGCCACGAUGGUAACAGAGAACACAAGAACAGGGCCUGUGCCAGAAAUCGGGAUUACUCAGAGCACAGGCUCUGGCAUCCAGUGGAUGAGCCAUAUCAUCAGUCAUAACCUACCAUAUUAAAGGGCAGACAAAAAGGUCCAUUUUCAAUAACGAUCUUGCAAUUUUAGUACUGAAACCAGUUACAGAAGAGGAAACAAAAGCUAAGAAAGGCAAAAUUUUGCCUACAAUUAAACCAUCCCAUUUCCCGAAACUACUCAACUCUGACUGGGGUAGCCAGGUAAUGUGGCCGAUGGGAUGGCUGUAUUCCAAUAAAACUUUCUUCACAGUAUCAAGACAACAGAGGACCACAGUUCCCCUUAGAAGACUGCAGACCCUUUUUUUUUUUUUGGAAUUCAGUAGAAAGCUCUUCUCAUGGGCUUAGAACCAUAAAUGCAUAAUCCUUUACCACCUUCCUCUUUCGCCUGCCUACAUCACCGCACUGAGACCAACAGAGCAACCCUCCUGGUCUGAUCUGCUGUCUGACAGUGGCUCCUCUACAUUCCCUGCCCACGCAUGAAACCACAGAGCGCUUUCUUCUGUUUACAUGCACUAUUAUGUACUCUUAUUAAGUAAAAACAAACCACCGUAAA